AUGGCGUGGACAGAAGAUAUUUAUCCACACUUUGAGCCGUAUGAUCCUCGCGCUUUUCAGAUAUUUCCUGCUCCUCAGCAGCCCACCACUAUCCUGCAGCAGCUCCCAGCGACCAUGAUGCCUCCUGGCUCUGCUUCCAUUAGCCCUGGUGGUCACGUCAAGGAGGACCUUGUAGAGCUGAUGAUGAUCCAGAACGCCCAGAUGCACCAGGUCAUCAUGAAUAAUAUGACCAUGUCAGCUCUCAGCUCAUUCGGAUACUCCAGCCCUGCGCCGGGCCCUGCGACUCCCAGAGACCUGGUUAUAAUUCAAGAGAAUGAGACUGACCCAGAGGUAUACCACCACUAUUACCAGCCUGCCCCUCAUCUGUCCUACCCUGCAUGGCUGCUGCCUGGGGCCACAGUGGUCUACCAAGACCCCAACAAACCCACAUCCACUCCUCCACACAGAGACAGGCCUGCUCCCCCACGCAGCAACACUGAUGCCGUAAGAGCAGACGUCACACCUGCAGCAGAGAACAACAGUGCUGCUGAGCCAGAAGCAGAGAAGAAGAGAGGCUGA
Molecule: messenger RNA, 558 nt
Organism: Centropristis striata (black sea bass)
Lineage: Eukaryota; Metazoa; Chordata; Actinopteri; Perciformes; Serranidae
Product: proline-rich protein 29-like
Exons: 6
Coding region: 1-558 (185 amino acids)
Source: RefSeq, a predicted model, not a curated record